Messenger RNA from Macrosteles quadrilineatus (aster leafhopper), 1642 nucleotides. Its product is annotated as legumain-like. Gene Ontology annotation, biological process: vacuolar protein processing. The record is from RefSeq and is a predicted model, not a curated record. The transcript has 12 exons. Bases 134 to 1459 code for a protein of 441 amino acids. Lineage: Eukaryota; Metazoa; Arthropoda; Insecta; Hemiptera; Cicadellidae. Gene Ontology annotation, molecular function: cysteine-type endopeptidase activity.
UAGCUUCCUGUAGUUCUCAUCUCAGUCAGAACAAAGCUACCAAGUUGUGUUGUCAGCUAGCUAACCUCAAAUUGCUCAUCUACACCAUCAGUGUCUUUGUCAACAAUAAGUGUCCUCCAUAUUGUUGGGGAUAAUGCGGAAGUCAUUGUUUUUAGUCUUAGCAGCUGUUAUUAUUCAUCUUUGUCAGGCAAAGUUCAACUAUAAAUUGCCAAAUGGCGGAGAGAUUAAAGCAGUUUUAGUUGCUGGGUCCAAUUCUUACUAUAAUUAUAGGCAUCAGGCCGAUGUUUGUCAUGCUUACCAAAUACUGAAGGAAAAUGGAAUUCCCGACGAGAACAUUAUUGUGAUGAUGUACGAUGACAUAGCUUUCAGCGAUGAAAAUCCGGAAAAAGGUGUGGUCAUCAACAGGCCUGGUGGCCCUAAUGUGUACGAGGGAGUGAAGAAGGACUACACAGGGAAGAAUGUUAACAAGAAAGUUUUCUUUGAUGUUUUGCUGGGAAAUAAAUCAGCUGUCGCAGGAGUUGGAUCAGGAAGAGUUCUAGAAAGUGGUCCGAAUGAUCACCUGUUUGUCAACUUUGUGGAUCAUGGAGGUCCAGGAAUUCUUUGUUUGCCAUCCGAAGAUAUAAAAGCUUCUGAACUACUCGGAGUGUUAGAAAAGAUGGCAAAACAAAAACGUUUUGAGAAGAUGUUCUUUUACAUUGAAGCUUGCGAUUCUGGAUCAAUGUUUGACAAUUUGCUGUCUGAUGAUCUAAAUAUUUUUGUCAUGACUGCAGCAGAUCCACACGAGUCAUCCUACGCUUGCUUCUACGAUGAGAAACUACAAACUUACCUCGGAGAUGUGUUUAGUGUCGAAUGGAUGCAGGAUGCUGAAACUGAAGACCUGAAGCAGGAGAGUGUUAACCAUCAGUUUGAGAAGGUUCGGACUGAGACAAACACCAGCCAUGUAGAAGAGUAUGGAGACAUCGACAUCGGCAACACUAAAUUGAGCGAGGUCAUUGGCUACCGGAGUCAGCCCCUGGCUCGCUACCAGCUUGACUUUACUGAUGCCGUGCCUACACACCAUGUCCCGGUAGCAAUUCUGGGACGACGAAUCCAAGCUGCCAAAAAUUCUGAAGAAAAGAAGAAAUUACAAAAGGAACUCCAUGACAUGUUACAGUCACGGAAGGAGGUUAACAAUUUCUUUUUGAAACUGGUUCAAGAAGCUAUAACUCCUACCAACACAAAUCUCCUUUACCAACAGACUGUCUUGAACAGGCCAUCUCUGACAAAGAAGAAUCUUCCUUGUUAUGAAAAUGCCCUCACACAUUUGAACAACGAUUGUUUCAACAUUAGUGAUAAUCCGUUUGUCAGAUCACACCUUCACAAACUCAUCAACAUGUGUGAGGCCAUGUCAGAGGACCAAGUCAUCAGGAAGAUAAAAUCUUUGUGCCAAGGAAAAGCAAAACCAACUGGAAUUGUCUAGUUCAUGUUUUAUAUAAAAUAAUGUCUGUUGUUUUUUAAUUAUAUGUAUUUGAAUUGCUUUUGUGCUAUGCUGUAAAGAAUCAAGCUUUCAUAAUUCUUUGUGAUAAUUUUUGUUUAAUUGCAGUUUUUAUUGUUAAAUAGAUAAUUUUUAAUGAUCGUGAUUACAAAAUCUUUGAAAAUGUAA